Molecule: messenger RNA, 9050 nt
Organism: Bubalus bubalis (water buffalo)
Lineage: Eukaryota; Metazoa; Chordata; Mammalia; Artiodactyla; Bovidae
Gene: ARFGEF2
Product: ADP ribosylation factor guanine nucleotide exchange factor 2
Exons: 39
Coding region: 189-5528 (1779 amino acids)
Biological process (GO): regulation of ARF protein signal transduction
Molecular function (GO): guanyl-nucleotide exchange factor activity
Source: RefSeq, a predicted model, not a curated record
CCGCCGGUCACGUGGUCACGUGACGCGCUCCAACAUGGCGGCGCCGUGUGGCCGCGGCGUCGCUUCCUGACUGGGUGGCGCGGACGGACGCGUCUGGUGCAGGCGGGGACGCCGGGCCCGCAGCCUCGCUCGCCCGCCUGCUCGCGCCGUCCGCCCGCGGGGCUGCUAGCCCCCGCUGGGCCGGGGCCAUGCAGGAGAGCCAGACCAAGAGCAUGUUCGUGUCCCGGGCCCUGGAGAAGAUCCUAGCCGACAAGGAGGUGAAGCGGCCCCAGCACUCCCAGCUGCGCAGGGCCUGCCAGGUGGCGCUCGAUGAAAUUAAAGCAGAAAUAGAGAAGCAGAGGCUCGGUGCUGCCGCGCCACCAAAGGCAAACUUCGUAGAAGCUGACAAGUACUUCCUUCCGUUCGAGCUAGCUUGCCAGUCCAGGUCCCCCCGGGUGGUCAGCACGUCCCUCGACUGCUUGCAGAAACUCAUCGCUUAUGGGCACAUCACUGGCAACGCCCCCGACAGUGGCGCCCCCGGCAAGCGGUUGAUCGACAGGAUCGUGGAAACCAUUUGCAACUGUUUUCAAGGCCCUCAGACCGAUGAAGGCGUUCAGUUACAAAUCAUUAAGGCUCUUCUCACUGCGGUCACAUCCCCACACAUUGAAAUUCACGAGGGCACCAUUCUGCAGACGGUCAGGACAUGUUACAAUAUCUAUUUGGCCAGCAAGAAUCUCAUCAAUCAAACCACUGCCAAGGCUACCCUCACUCAGAUGCUGAACGUCAUUUUCACCCGCAUGGAAAACCAAGUGCUGCAGGAGGCCAGAGAAUUUGAAAAACCAAUCCAUUCGAAACCACAGUCCCCUGUGAUCCAAGCUGCAGCAGGGUCCCCAAAGUUCAAUCGUUUGAAGCAGAGCCAGGCACAGAGCAAACCAACAACUCCUGAAAAGGCAGAUUUAACCAACGGCGAGCAUGCCAGGAGUGGUUCCGCGGUGAUCACAGAGAACGGACACGCCCCCAGAGAGAGGGGCCCAUCACUCUCAGGGACUGAAGAUGGAGCCCAGGAGGUGGUGAAGGAGAUCUUAGAAGAUGUGGUCACGUCUGCAGUUAAAGAAGCAGCACAAAAGCACGGGCUGACGGAGCCCGAGAGGGUCCUGAGUGAACUGGAGUGCCAGGAACGUGCCGCCCCCCCUGCAGCUGAUGAAAACUCCCAGACCAACGGGAUAGCGGACGACAGGCAGUCCUUGUCAUCAGCAGAUAAUCUGGAGUCGGAUGCUCAAGGACAUCCAGUGGCCGCCAGGUUCUCCCACAUUCUGCAGAAGGAUGCCUUCCUGGUGUUUCGCUCCCUGUGCAAGCUGUCCAUGAAACCCCUUGGCGAAGGCCCCCCAGAUCCAAAGUCCCACGAGCUGCGUUCCAAGGUGGUCUCCCUGCAGCUCCUCCUGUCCGUGUUGCAGAACGCCGGCCCGGUCUUCAGGACUCAUGAGAUGUUCAUCACCGCGAUCAAGCAGUACCUCUGCGUGGCGUUGUCCAAGAACGGCGUCUCCUCAGUGCCUGAUGUCUUUGAGCUCUCUCUCGCUAUUUUUCUCACUCUUCUUUCAAACUUUAAAAUGCAUCUGAAGAUGCAAAUAGAGGUCUUUUUCAAAGAGAUUUUCCUGAACAUUUUAGAAACAUCAACAAGCUCUUUCGAGCACAGGUGGAUGGUCAUUCAGACCCUGACAAGGAUCUGCGCAGAUGCCCAGUGCGUUGUAGACAUUUACGUCAACUACGACUGUGAUUUAAAUGCUGCUAACAUUUUUGAGCGCCUCGUAAACGAUUUAUCGAAAAUCGCUCAGGGAAGAAGUGGACACGAGCUGGGAAUGACACCUCUGCAGGAGCUCAGUCUCAGGAAGAAAGGCCUGGAGUGCCUCGUGUCCAUCCUCAAGUGCAUGGUGGAGUGGAGCAAAGACCUGUAUGUGAAUCCCAAUCAUCAGACCAGCCUGGGUCAGGAGCGGCCCGUGGACCAGGAGAUGGGGGACCUGGCGAGGCGGAGCAGCGUGACGUCCAUGGAGUCCACGGUGUCCUCGGGGACUCAGACAACCGUCCAGGACGAUCCAGAGCAGUUUGAGGUCAUCAAGCAACAGAAGGAGAUGAUUGAGCACGGCAUCGAGCUAUUUAACAAGAAACCCAAGAGAGGGAUCCAGUAUCUCCAGGAGCAGGGCAUGCUGGGAACAUCGGUGGAAGACAUUGCCCAAUUCCUGCACCAAGAGGAGCGUCUGGAUUCUACCCAAGUAGGUGAUUUUCUGGGAGAAAGCAUGAAGUUCAACAAGGAGGUGAUGUAUGCCUAUGUGGACCAACUCGACUUCCAUGAAAAGGAGUUUGUCUCAGCCCUGCGGACAUUUCUAGAAGGUUUCCGCCUACCUGGAGAAGCUCAGAAGAUUGAUCGGCUUAUGGAGAAGUUUGCUGCAAGAUACAUAGAGUGCAACCAGGGGCAAACUCUGUUUGCUAGUGCUGACACCGCGUAUGUCCUGGCGUAUUCAAUUAUUAUGCUAACUACAGACUUGCACAGCCCUCAGGUAAAAAAUAAAAUGACAAAAGAGCAGUAUAUUAAAAUGAACCGGGGUAUCAAUGAUAGUAAAGAUCUACCUGAAGAGUAUCUCUCAAGCAUCUACGAAGAGAUAGAAGGCAAGAAAAUUGCGAUGAAAGAAACAAAAGAACACACAAUUGCCACCAAAUCUACUAAGCAGAGUGUCGCUAGUGAAAAGCAGCGACGGCUACUGUACAACUUGGAAAUGGAGCAAAUGGCGAAAACAGCCAAAGCUCUGAUGGAAGCCGUGAGCCAUGCCAAAGCCCCGUUUACGAGUGCCACUCACUUGGACCAUGUCCGGCCAAUGUUCAAACUGGUGUGGACUCCACUGUUGGCAGCCUACAGCAUCGGACUGCAGAACUGUGACGACACCGAGGUGGCCUCGCUGUGUUUGGAAGGCAUCCGGUGUGCGAUCCGGAUUGCCUGCAUCUUUGGAAUGCAGCUGGAGCGAGAUGCCUACGUCCAGGCCCUUGCGCGCUUCUCCCUGCUGACGGCCAGCUCCAGCAUCACGGAGAUGAAGCAGAAGAACAUUGACACCAUAAAAACGCUCAUCGCUGUGGCCCACACCGACGGCAACUACCUCGGGAGUUCCUGGCACGAGAUCUUGAAGUGCAUCAGCCAGCUGGAGCUGGCUCAGCUGAUAGGAACCGGCGUGAAGACACGCUACCUGUCUGGCUCCGGGCGUGAGAGAGAAGGGAGCCUGAAGGGCCACACUCUGGCAGGAGAAGAGUUCAUGGGCCUUGGCCUCGGAAAUUUGGUGAGUGGCGGAGUGGACAAGAGACAGAUGGCCAGCUUCCAGGAGUCCGUUGGCGAGACCAGCUCUCAGAGCGUGGUAGUGGCUGUAGACAGAAUUUUUACUGGCUCUACCAGGCUGGAUGGAAAUGCGAUAGUCGACUUUGUCCGCUGGCUGUGUGCCGUGUCCAUGGACGAGCUGGCUUCCCCCCACCACCCCCGCAUGUUCAGCUUGCAGAAGAUCGUGGAGAUCUCUUACUACAACAUGAAUCGGAUCCGACUGCAGUGGUCCCGAAUAUGGCAUGUGAUCGGAGAUCACUUCAAUAAGGUCGGCUGUAACCCCAAUGAGGACGUGGCUAUCUUUGCUGUGGACUCACUAAGGCAGCUCUCCAUGAAGUUCCUUGAGAAGGGAGAAUUAGCCAACUUCCGUUUCCAGAAAGACUUUUUGAGGCCUUUUGAGCAUAUUAUGAAGAAAAACAGGUCUCCAACCAUCCGGGACAUGGUGAUCCGCUGCAUCGCCCAGAUGGUGAACUCCCAGGCGGCCAACAUCCGCUCAGGCUGGAAGAACAUCUUCGCCGUGUUCCACCAGGCGGCCUCGGAUCACGACGGGAACAUCGUGGAGCUGGCCUUCCAGACCACGGGCCACAUCGUCACAACCAUUUUCCAGCACCAUUUCCCUGCAGCCAUCGAUUCCUUUCAAGAUGCUGUGAAGUGCUUAUCGGAGUUCGCCUGCAACGCUGCUUUCCCUGACACGAGCAUGGAAGCCAUCCGGCUUAUCCGCUUCUGUGGGAAAUACGUCUCUGAGAGGCCGCGGGUGCUGCAAGAAUACACAAGCGAUGACAUGAACGUGGCUCCUGGUGACAGAGUCUGGGUCCGAGGCUGGUUCCCCAUCCUGUUUGAGCUCUCCUGCAUCAUUAACAGAUGCAAGCUAGAUGUCCGGACCAGAGGGCUCACAGUCAUGUUCGAGAUCAUGAAGAGCUAUGGCCACACCUUUGAAAAGCACUGGUGGCAGGACCUGUUCAGAAUCGUGUUCAGGAUUUUUGACAACAUGAAACUCCCCGAGCAACAGUCGGAGAAAUCCGAGUGGAUGACAACAACUUGCAAUCACGCACUUUAUGCUAUUUGUGACGUAUUUACCCAGUUCUAUGAAACUUUGAAUGAAGUUCUUCUUUCUGAUGUAUUUGCACAGUUGCAGUGGUGUGUAAAACAAGAUAACGAGCAGUUGGCUCGAUCAGGUACAAAUUGCUUAGAAAACUUAGUAAUAUCCAACGGAGAGAAAUUCAGUCCUGACGUCUGGGACGAAACAUGCAAUUGCAUGCUGGAUAUCUUCAAAACAACCAUCCCCCACGUUCUGCUGACAUGGAGACCUGUAGGAAUGGAGGACGAUCCAGCAGAAAAACAUUUGGAUGUGGAUCUGGACCGCCAGUCUUUAAGCAGCAUUGAUAAAAAUGCCUCUGAGAGGGGUCAGAGCCAACUCUCUAACCCGACCGAUGACGGCUGGAAAGCCAGACCAUAUGCAAAUCAGAAACUGUUUGCCAGCCUCCUCAUCAAGUGUGUGGUCCAGUUGGAAUUGAUACAGACCAUUGACAACAUCGUGUUCUACCCUGCGACAAGCAAGAAGGAGGAUGCAGAGCACAUGGUUGCCGCCCAGCAAGACACGCUGGACACAGAUAUCCACAUUGAGACGGAGGACCAGGGCAUGUACAAGUACAUGUCUUCGCAGCACCUUUUCAAGCUCCUGGACUGCUUGCAGGAGUCCCAUUCAUUCUCAAAGGCCUUCAACUCCAAUUAUGAGCAACGGACUGUCCUGUGGCGAGCAGGUUUUAAGGGCAAGUCUAAACCCAAUCUUCUGAAGCAAGAAACCAGCAGCCUGGCCUGUUGUUUAAGGAUCCUGUUUCGAAUGUAUGUCGAUGAGAACCGCAGGGAUUCCUGGGAAGAAAUUCAGCAGCGACUUUUAAGUGUGUGCUCCGAGGCCCUGGCCUAUUUCAUCACGGUGAAUUCUGAAAGCCAUCGGGAAGCCUGGACAAGCCUCCUAUUGUUACUUCUAACAAAAACCCUCAAAAUAAAUGACGAAAAGUUUAAAGCACAUGCUUCCAUGUACUACCCCUACCUGUGUGAAAUUAUGCAGUUUGACCUGAUUCCUGAGCUCCGAGCCGUUCUGCGGAAGUUCUUCCUGAGGAUAGGCGUUGUGUAUAAGAUAUGGAUUCCAGAAGAGCCAUCACAAGUCCCGGGGAGCCUGUCGCCAAUCUGGUAGCCCUGGCCCCUGCAGGCACCACUGCAUCUCUGCAGAACUGUCCUCACGCUGCCCCUGCCUGGCAUAUCUCGAGAAGAGUCAGACUGUAGAAAGUUGACAUCCUGAAGCUAGAGAGGCCUGGGUAAAGAUGGUUCCAUCAGAGUCCCGGCUCGGGCAUUGCGGUGUUUCUUUAAACUGCUGCGUACCCAGUUGACACAGGAGGUGGGGAGUCUGUCUCAUCUCCGUCAGUCUUUCCUCAUUACCCAUCGGAUGCGUGUCACCUGUCAUGCACUCGCCGUCCCUGUCGUGCAGAGUCCCACAACUGGCUCUUCACUCCCGUCGGAGGAAGUCACCCUCCUUGAAAAUACUGAACAUAGCUGUAUAGGUUCGUGAUUACUAGAGAGUAUAUUAAUAAAAUUUCUUGUAACGGCUACGUGCCACUUAAAACACGCUGGGUUUUUGUUGUUUGAAUGUGCUGAGAAGUUUGGGUGUUUUUGUCAGUUGUGAGUCAACUGUAGUUACGUUAGUUUGGGGAAAGGUACAGGGAAAAAAGAGUUCUUUGUUCUUUUUCCUCCCUGUUUUGUUAAUGUCUGGGUGAUUUUUAAAGCAUUUUUUAAAAAAAAGAUAUUACUGAGGAUUUGACUGAAAGCAGAGCUUAGUCAUUAAGUUAGAAUUAAGAGCUUGCAAGGUUUAAAAAACAAAUGUAGUGCUUCUGGCUCUCCCUGUUUCAGUAACUGGGGGAGGAAAAGUCUAUAGGAAAAAGGAAACAAUUGAAUGAAGAUGGCUAGUCUUCCUUGAAGUAUUUGUGGAGGGGGUAUUAAAAUUUCCAGAAUACAUUGUCCAUCUAAUAUAUGAAGUAGUAACAAAAAUGAAGUAGUAAUUUAAGAGAGUUAAUUUAUAUUUGAGUAAGCCUUUUAUUUUUACCUCGGAAUAGUGAGUAUACCAACAGUUAGUAUCUCUGCUUGCCACAGUCCCCAGCAUUGGCCAGCCCUCGAAAGAGAGAGAGAUGGGGGAGGGUGCUGGGCACUCUGCGUGAGGAGGGGGCUCCUGUGAGCCUGCAUAGCCACGUGUCGCGGGGUGAACCCAAGCAGACCUGUGCCAUUGUGAGGCCAGCGCAGCUGACCGUGACCUUGGCAAGAGGUGGCCGAUGUUCAGUGCUUCCGUUAAUUAGAGCCGAGGAGCUGAGUUCUCUGAAGGGUUAGAUUCUGGGGUCCUUAUGAUGUUAACGAUGGUGCAAUACUCUUAGCUGCCAUAGAACUGAAUUGUGGUGCAGCUUGUGGAGUGGGCAGUCUAUGCGUACGACCCAAGGCCUGCAAGCAGUUGGUUUGGGAGCUGACUUGAUUCAAGUCGGUGAGAAAGAACACAGGCUUCAUCUCGGCCCUCACCUUCUGCUCGCCAAGAGCAGCCCUCAGCGUUAGAACCGUUACAGAGGUAUUAAAACAUGCAGAUGGCUACCUACGCCCUGUAGUCCUAUAAACUGGGUUCUGUUGAGGUCAACUCUGGUGCCUUAGAAGUUAGUCAGUUGGGAACCUAAUCUAAAAAAAAAAAUCAGCUAGUUUUUCUUUAUAGAGAAAGAUUUCUGGUGCUUUUGUUUACUAAGAGACCGUUUCUCACAUUUUUUUGUGUGUGUACUACCAGCCUUGAGAAAUGUUUGGUUUUGGCCAGCAGUACUCUACUUUUUUUUUUUCCCCAAAAAAGUGUUUUAAUUUCUCUACCAAAGAAAAAAAGAGAUGUUUAGAUUUUUACGUUAUUUACAUCCAUGAGAGAAGAGGGGUCUGACACUUAGGAGGAAGGGGCAGAGGGAGAGUGUUUGUUUUACCGUGAGUGGAAAACGUUAGCACAAACGACGUCCUAGUCCUGGACUCUGUCACAUCCUCACCCUGCGGCGUGGAAGCCACGCGCUGACUCCCUCGCUGGCUCUGUGGCUCGUCACAGCCUCAGCAAGUCGGCCGUCCCCAUCGCCGCCUGCACUGAGGGUGUGAGUGGGGCGCACGCAGGUCCACUCAUACAUUUUCUGUCCAGCCACGUCCCUGCGUGGAGAUCUUCGCUUCCCCUCUGAGGGUCUCAUGGGACAUUUUCUUCACUGAAUGGGAUGGCAGGACUCUGCCCAUGUAUUCCUGCCUCCUCUUUCAUUUCUCCCUCUGCUCACAGCAUAGGAAAUGUGUAAGUGCAUUUUGUUCCUUGCCAGAACAUUCAGGUUUGAAUUUCUUUUCAGCUGCAUUUUUUUAAAAGAUUCGAUUUUCUGAGUGAGGCAUUUGAAUUGUACCAGCAUGGACCUUUUAAAAACUGGAUGUCAAACCAUUUAGGGUGAUUUUUUUUUCUUGUCAGUGGACCGUGACAUACAGAUGAAAAUCCCUUACCUCCAGUAAUAAGCCAUUCAGCCUAAAUUCUCUUUUGUGAAUAAAUCUGUCCCAGCUCACGGUGAAUGUGGUGCAUGCCACCCCGCAGACAUCCAUGAAAGGGGUGACCCCGCAGCCCUGGGCCAGCAGCCGUUCACAAUGUUACGGAGGACAGCAGCGCGUUUCCAAGGCCUUAUUUCUUUCUCAGUUGCUUUAAGUGUUGAUUAUUUGUGCUGGGUCUCUAGAGAAGCUUCUGUUUGUUACAAUACUGCUGCUUUGAGCAAUUUUGUUUUUCUUCCUUGUCCUUUAGGGAGAUCACCAGCUUUGGCAUCUUAACAACAAACGGUGGAUGGGAAAUUUUAUUUCUAAUAACGCAUCUUUAGUCAAAUACACCUUUUUCCUGUCACUCCUCACGUACAACCAAAGAACAUACAUAAUGGGAAUUGUUUAAUAAUAUCUGGAAACAACAUUUCCUCUGAGAGUGACUUUUGUACAAAAUGCAAAAAAAAAGACACCUAAAAAAACUAAAAUUUCUCAUCAUUCUUUUGUGAUUAUGGCUAUAUACUGAGUAGUUAUUACAGGAACCUGCUGAUAAAUGCAAGUAUGACCGUCGCAUUCAGACGUUUGUUGUUAUGAUGUGAAUGGAUAUUGGUUUAAAUAGAAACUGGGUCCUCAACUGCAUUUUCUGAAUUCUGUUCUAAAAUUUGUGUUAAAAGUAGGCAUAGCUCAAACUCAUGCGAAAUCCUGGAGUUUGUGAUCUGCAGCUUUGUAAUUUGGGAAACAAAGAAACCAAAGCUGAGUAUUUAAAAGAAUGACUCUACGUGAAAGUCCAUGCUCUCAAAAAAAGACACUCAUCAAAAGUGUAGUUUUUCUCAGUAUUCUGAUUUUUAAAAAAUUUUAUCUUGCAUAUUUGCAUCAAAUAUUUCUUUAUGUGCAAAUGUAUGUUUUACCUCCUUAAAAAUGCCUAAAAAUUAGUUAAUAGCUACUUUUGUUUAAUCUAUACAUGAUUAAGUGCAUUUAAUAUUGGUAAUUUAAUGAAAAGCAUUCCUUGCCCAAUGGAUGUAUACAUUUUUGAAAGAAUAAGCAGAAUUAUAUAAUAUGAAAUGCUAUGUAAAGUUUUCUAUGUAAAAAUAUUAUGUAUAAUACUGUUAAAUAUCCCAUGCUUUAAUCAAGUGGUAAAUCAAUAAAGUUUUAAAAAGUAAAA